Molecule: messenger RNA, 951 nt
Organism: Arabidopsis thaliana (thale cress)
Lineage: Eukaryota; Viridiplantae; Streptophyta; Magnoliopsida; Brassicales; Brassicaceae
Gene: CBL6
Product: calcineurin B-like protein 6
Exons: 8
Coding region: 65-745 (226 amino acids)
Biological process (GO): calcium-mediated signaling
Cellular component (GO): vacuolar membrane
Molecular function (GO): calcium ion binding; kinase binding
Source: RefSeq, marked reviewed
GAAGCUUCUUUACACGCUAACGAGAAAAAAAGAAUAGGCAUGGACAUAGUGACUUUUGGGAGAGAUGAUGAUGCAAUGUUUAGAUGGAUUAAAGCACUUAGCCUUAAUUCUGUUGACUUGUUGUGAUGCUGAUCCUCCCAAGGUUCGUCAGAACCCUAAGGAUGUGGCUAGAGGCACUGUGUUUACAGUGAAUGAGAUUGAAGCUCUUUACGAACUGUUCAAGAGCAUUAGCAAAAACGGGCUUAUCGACAAGGAACAAUUUCAAUUGGUACUAUUCAAAAUGAACACAACGAGAAGCCUUUUUGCUGAUAGGGUGUUUGACUUGUUUGAUACCAAGAAUACUGGGAUUCUAGAUUUUGAAGCCUUUGCUCGUUCACUUUCGGUCUUUCACCCUAAUGCUAAAUUUGAGGAUAAGAUUGAGUUCUCUUUCAAGCUGUAUGAUCUGAAUCAGCAAGGUUAUAUAAAGAGACAGGAGGUGAAGCAAAUGGUUGUGCGGACUCUAGCUGAAUCUGGCAUGAACCUUUCUGAUCAUGUGAUUGAGAGCAUCAUAGACAAGACAUUUGAAGAAGCUGAUACUAAACUGGACGGGAAGAUUGAUAAGGAAGAGUGGAGGAGUCUUGUGUUGCGCCACCCCUCUCUGUUACAGAACAUGAGCCUUCAACAUCUCAAAGACGUAACAAAGACGUUUCCAAAUUUUGUAUUUCACACUAUAGUGACAGACACUCCUAGUGAGCUGGAUGGAUGAUCAGGGAUGUGAAGAAAGACCAAAACCCUUUACAAGAUCAUUCAUACUUGAUUCUUAUCUUCUUCUCCAUUACUCUAUUACAACCCUCCUCUUUAUUUUUAAUAAAUACGUUCUGAAAGCAGCAUUACCUCACAUGUUUGUGUAUCCGCAAACUUGUUCGGUUUAUCUUAUCUGUUGGAGUGUGCAAAUUGAUUCUUUUACUCGGC